Messenger RNA from Musca domestica (house fly), 1596 nucleotides. It is a transcript of the gene Sce, whose product is annotated as E3 ubiquitin-protein ligase RING1. The record is from RefSeq and is a predicted model, not a curated record. The coding region runs from base 189 to 1475 and encodes 428 amino acids. NCBI's taxonomy places the organism in Eukaryota, Metazoa, Arthropoda, Insecta, Diptera, Muscidae. Gene Ontology annotation, molecular function: ubiquitin protein ligase activity; chromatin binding. Gene Ontology annotation, cellular component: ubiquitin ligase complex; PcG protein complex. The transcript has a single exon.
GUUACUGUUUUCUUUUUUCUCUUAUUGUGUGCGUCGGUCGUGAAAAGAUAUUGAUUCCGUGCAAUCUUUUUAAUUUAUUAAUAGAAAGCGCAAAAAUAAAAGCGUUAUUGUUUUCGGCAAAUAUAAUUAAAGUCGACUUGGGCAUAGAAACAAAUAUCCCAUUACAUUAAUUGCAAGUAUUGACUGCCAUGGCAUCUUUAGAACCAGCUCAAAAUAAAACCUGGGACUUGUCGUUGUAUGAAUUACAACGCAAGCCUCAGGAAAUAAUUACCGACAACACAGAGAUUGCUGUAUCGCCAAGAAGUUUGCACAGUGAGCUAAUGUGUCCCAUAUGUUUGGAUAUGCUAAAGAAGACAAUGACCACCAAGGAAUGUUUGCAUCGUUUUUGCCAGGACUGUAUUAUCACAGCUUUACGUUCGGGCAAUAAAGAGUGUCCAACGUGCCGUAAAAAGUUGGUGUCAAAACGUUCUUUGAGACCAGAUCCCAACUUUGAUUUACUCAUAUCGAAAAUCUAUCCCAGUCGUGAAGAAUAUGAGGCCAUACAGGAAAAGGUCAUGGCUAAAUUCAAUCAAACACAAUCGCAACAGGCAUUGGUAAAUUCCAUUAAUGAAGGCAUCAAAUUACAAAGUCAAAAUCGACCACAACGUUUCCGUACCAAGGGCAGUGGUGGUGGCAGGAACUCACAGGCAAAUGGCACAAAUCACAAUUCUUCACAUUCACACAAUGUUUCAAAUGAGAGCAAUACAAAUGGCAAUGAGAGUGAUAGCAAUCGGGAAAACUCCACAGGACCAGCUAAUGUUGCCGUACGGGCGGCAACUCCACCACCCCCGACACAUUCGACCACACCGACUGCAGUUACUGGUAAUAUUGUUGCAACAUCAUCUACAGGAAUAGCAAAUCAGGGUGCCAGCACAUCCACGACACGCAUAGAUGAUGGUGGUUCUAAUCCACCAUCGGUACGUUCUACGCCCUCACCAGUACCCUCAAACUCAAGUAGUUCAAAACCCAAACGAGCAAUGUCCGUCUUAACCUCGGAAAGAUCAGAAGAAUCUGAAUCCGAUUCACAAAUGGAUUGUCGCACAGAAGGUGAUUCCAACAUAGACACCGAAGGCGAAGGUAACGGGGAAUUGGGUAUAAACGAUGAAAUCGAAUUGGUUUUUAAGCCUCAUCCCACUGAAAUGGCUGCGGAUAAUCAAUUGAUGAAGGCAUUAAAGGAAAACUGUAUACGUUACAUUAAGACCACGGCAAAUGCUACUGUCGACCACUUGAGCAAAUAUUUGGCAUUGCGUAUGACCCUCGAUUUGGGGUCAGAAUUACCCGAGGCAUAUCGAAUGCUUAAUUUAUGCAUUUAUAUUGCACCCCAACCCUCACAAUUGGUUAUUCUAAAUGGAAAUCAGACCCUGCAUCAAGUCAAUGAGAAAUUCUGGAAAGUUAACAAGCCCAUGGAAAUGUUUUACUCUUGGAAGAAAUCUUAAAAAUGGCUGCCACCUUCUGGAUGACCCCUCCAGAAAAUGACAAACAGACAGUAGCAGUCCGACAAUUACUUUUGGCAAAUAUCCUGUAGCAAGUGUACAUUGCGAAGCAAAUUUGUAAAAA